Trichomonas vaginalis G3 is the source of this 459-nucleotide messenger RNA. RefSeq names its product repellent protein 1 family. NCBI's taxonomy places the organism in Eukaryota, Parabasalia, Trichomonadida, Trichomonadidae. Bases 1 to 459 code for a protein of 152 amino acids. The transcript has a single exon. The record is from RefSeq and is a predicted model, not a curated record.
AUGAGUUCUUCAUCAAGCUCUCGCGAACCUUCACCAUCUAUGAAACAAACUUUACCAAACGAUUAUGGAGCACCUAUUGAAUAUUUCUUACGAGCUGCACAAUGGCAAAGAGCAGUCUCACCAAGGUUAGGUGUUCCACCAGCUCCUGUCAAAAAUAGCAUUUGGUCAAGUCCUUAUAUAAGAUAUGGUCUCCCACUAGGUUUGCUAGCUACAGCAGUAGCAGUUAUGAUGUUGAAAAGAAAUAAAGCAAAUGUUGUAAAUAAUACUGAAGUAGUUGAAGUUAAACAAACUCCAACACCUUCGCCAAAACCAACGCCUUCACAAACAACACCUUCAAUGACUCCUGAACCUAUGGAAGUACAAACUCCUGUUCAAAAGUCAACUCCUAAACCGACUCCAACAUUUAAACCAGAACCUACUUCUCAAAUAAAUCGUAAAACUCCUGCGUUUCCUUACUGA